CCACCCCGCAGCGCAUGACAUGUCGAAGCCCACGGCCAACUGGGAGAAGCUGGGCGACAAGUUCUACCGUAAGGUCCAGCUGUACACGGCCAUCUUCGACCAGGAUCUCGAGCUCGAGAACUACAAUGUAGUGGGGGCUCCGUAUAGCGGUGCUGUAGCCAUCUACCGGGAUGAGAACAAAAUAACGGCAUACCGCGGUGCCCAAGCGUCGAAAGCGAGCAUCGAUAUUUAUAGCUGCGCUGGUCAAUUGAUCAGGCGCAUUGAUUGGAGCAAAGGCACCAUCAAAGGGCUGGGCUGGUCCGACGACGAGAAGCUGCUUGUUGUUACCGAAGAUGGCACCGUGAGAUGUUACUAUGACCUGCAGGGCGAUUUCGUUCCCUUCUCUCUUGGCCAUGGCGCCGAAGAUCACCUCGUCCAGUCUUGCAAAUUCUACGGCUCUGGCUUCGUUGCCUUACUCGGAAACAACAAUCUGAUAUCGGUGACCUCGUAUACAGAGCCUCGGCCCAAGCUCCUCGCCAUACCACCCCCCGACCCCAUCAUUUCAUGGUCCAUAAUACCCCCUGCGUACUCGCUCUCCCGGUCGGUAGAAGUAAUUCUCGCAAUCGACCAGACGUUAUGGGUGGUGGAUGCGACAGAAGCCGAGGACCGCAACUUUGACGCUGGACCGUUUAGACACAUCAGCGUAAGCCCGAGAGGAGAAUUCUUGGCCUUCUACACAGACGAUGGAAAGGUGUGGGUUGUCAGUGGCGAUUGGAGCGACAAGCUGAGUGAAUACGACAGCAAAGUCAAGACAGUACCCAAGGAUAUGCAGUGGUGUGGUAGUAAUGCGGUUGCAUUGGCAUGGGAAGAUGAAGUUCACCUCAUUGGGCCGAAGAGCGCUGCCACAAAGUUUUACUAUGAUGCCUGGAUACAUUUGAUCCCCGAUGUCGACGGUCUCCGUCUGUUGACGAACGAUGUUUGCGAAUACCUACAGAAAGUGCCGGACGAAUCCGUAGAUGUUUUCAGGCUGGGUUCCGACACCCCCGCGGCCAAUCUGCUCGAGGCAGCAUCUUUACUGGAGCAGAAAUCGCCAAAGGCAGAUGACCUUAUCCAGCUCAUUCGACCGUCUCUCGCCGAAGCAGUAGAAACUUGUAUUAAAGCGGCGGCACAUGAGUUCAGCAUUCAUUGGCAAAAAUCUCUGCUUCGCGCAGCUUCAUUUGGGAAAUCCGUGUUGGAUCUGUACUCGAGCGACGAUUUUGUGGAGACUUGCGACACUCUCCGCGUGUUGAAUGCGGUCCGCUUCUACGAAAUCGGCUUGCCCAUCAGCUACGAACAAUAUCGACGAUUGACGCCGGAAAAACUGAUCGAGCGCCUCACAAAUAGGAAUGAGUAUCUGCUCGCCCUCAGAAUAGCAUCCUACCUACAGCUUCCGUCUGCGAAUAUACAUGGACACUGGGCCCAGCAGAAAGUGCGCGUCUCAACCGACACCGAAGAGCAGAUAUGCGCCCUCAUUGUCAAGAAACUCCACGGAAAGCCCGGCAUCUCCUUCGAGGAAAUCGCACGCGCCGCUUACGAUGAAGGCCGAGUUCGUCUAGCGACAGAGCUCCUCAACUACGAGCCCAGAGCCGGCAAACAGGUUCCACUACUCCUCAGCAUGAAAGAAGACAACAUCGCGCUAGACAAAGCCAUCGAGUCCGGCGACACAGAUCUCAUCUUCCACGUACUACACCACCUCCACCGUAAGCUGCCCCUUGCCAGCUUCUUCCGCGUCAUCAACACCCGCCCCGUCGCAACUGCCCUCGUCGAAUCGUCCGCCCUCGACUCGGACCGCACCCUCCUAAAAGACCUCUACUACCAAGACGACCGCCGCCUCGACGGCUCAAACCUCCUCCUCACCGAAGCCAUUGCCCAGCCUUCUCUCCCCCCCGCAACCGACAAGCUCAAACUCGCCGCAAAAUACCUCGCCGACACGCGCGACCCCACGGCGCAAUUCCACCGCACGGCCCUCGAAGACGCCGCAAAGCUCCUCCGCAUGCAAGAGCAAUUCGACCGCGACCUCCUCUCCUCGUCCCCCCCAACUUCAGCAUCCAACCUCGCCGCAAGCACUUCCCUCGUCGGCCUCUCCCUGCACGACACAAUCUUCCACCUCCUCCGCCAAUCCCACAUCAAGCGCGCCGCGAAACUGCAUUCCGAGUUCAAAGUCCCCGAAAAGGCCUUUGCGUGGAUCAAGCUCCGCGCCCUCGUCUCCGCGCGCCAUUGGACCGAACUCGAGGAUAUCGCCGCCAAGCAGAAGAAAUCGCCCAUUGGCUUCGUGCCGUACUUCAAUGAGAUCCUGGCGGCGGGGAACCAGCGCGUCGCCGCGCUUUUUGUGCCAAAGUGUGCCGGUGGGUACGCCGGCGUGGCCGUCGAGGAAAGAGUCGAAAUGUGGUUGAAGUGUGGGCUUGUUGUACAGGCUGGCGAGGAGGCGUUCAAGGCGAAGGAUAGAGCGCUGCUUGAGGGGGUUAGAGCGAAGGCUGAGGGUGGCGCUGCGGUGGAGGUGGAGAGGUUGCUUGGGAUGUUGGGGAGUGGGAAGAAAUGA
This is a messenger RNA of Periconia digitata, 2557 nucleotides long. Lineage: Eukaryota; Fungi; Ascomycota; Dothideomycetes; Pleosporales; Periconiaceae. The record is from the annotation of a GenBank genome assembly.